Naegleria gruberi is the source of this 1272-nucleotide messenger RNA. RefSeq lists its product as uncharacterized. Lineage: Eukaryota; Heterolobosea; Eutetramitea; Acrasida; Naegleriidae. The record is from RefSeq and is a predicted model, not a curated record. The transcript has a single exon. The coding region runs from base 1 to 1272 and encodes 423 amino acids.
AUGAAGAGUUCUUCGACACCAUUCAUUCCCGAUCAAUAUAAGAAUGAUUUAAAUUUUCUGAGGAAGGCCUGUCGAAUGAAUUGUAGUUUGAUAACAAAUAAUGAUUUAAUGCAAAAUGAUAAAGAGUGCUGCUUGAUUACAGCAUCUCAAAAAGGAGGUAAAUUAUUGCAUUGUUGCAAAAUCAAAGAUCUAGAUGUGAUAUUGCAAGCUUUCAAAGUUAAUCCAAAUGAUAUUUCAUUCACAUACGGAUCAAUGUUAAUUAACACUCAAGAAUAUCAGGAAUGGAAGAAACUGCAGGAACAGAAAAAAAUUGCGCCAACCCACAAGACCAAUCAUAAAAAGGAAAUUUUGGAUGAAAAAGAAAUAGUUCUCAAUUCAGUUAAUAAGAACGGAAUGAACUUGAGAAAAUUCCCAUCAUUUGCUUUGGAUAGAGAUGUUGUUCUAGCAGCCAUAAAACAAAAUGGUACCAUAUUCCAAACAAUUGAUGAAAAGUGGAAAGAAGAUUUGGAAAUUGUGAGUACUGCAAUAGAUUCUGAUCCCAUGAAUUUAAAAUUCCUUCCAAAUCAUUUCAAAAGUGACAGAUCAUUAGUGAUGAAAGCAGUAACCAGCAAUGGAUUUGCUCUAAAAUUUGCUGGUUCAUCAUUCCAAAGAGACAAGCAAAUUGUUCUUUCCUCAUUCACAAGUAAUGGAAAAGCUGUAGAAUUUGUACACAAGAGCCUGUGGUUAGAUGAGGAAAUUGUGAGAUGUGCUUCUAGAAAAACUGGAAGAUGUCUAUUUCAUGCAAGUGAAUGCAUUAAAUCCAAUAAGGAACUAGCUCUCCAAAUCAUUCAAAAAUUCCCAGAAGGAUUCACCUACUUGAGUAAUAGUUUGAAAACAGAUAGGGACUUUAUCUUAUCAGCAAUAGAGAAGAACCAUUUAAUUCUCUAUCAAAUCAGCCCCUUAUUGAAACAAGAUAACUCAUUUCUAAUAGAUGCCCUCAAACGAAACUCACUCAUCUUUCCCAAUUUACCUGAGAGUUUCCGAUACGACCCCAAUAUGAUCAUUCUAUCCUGCAAGAAUUCUACUCAACAUCUGACAUCUUUUCUGUAUUACAAACAAUCGCUCAGUCAUAACUUUGACUUUGCAUUACAAUGUACUCAAAUGAAUGGUUCAGCUCUCAAUUGCUUUAGUGAUUUUUCACAUAACGAGUUAAAAUUACUUGCACUUGCUGCAGCUUCAUCUUUCUUUCAUCAGAAACACCCAAAUUUUAAAUUGCUUCUUCGUGAUGAUUAG